AUGGAACAAUGGACAAUGGGUGCAUCAACGGAAAAGGAUGCAAGACUAUGGUUUCAUGUGAGCCCCCACGAGACUGCUUCGACAACAAUCCAGGAACAACGUAAAGCUCGGCAUACCUUUCUGACAAGUGACGGCUGGACGUUGGAAGACCCUGCACACUUCGGACACGUAUCUGGACACAUCACUCAAAUCAGCAAUUUUGCAGAGUGUCAUGUGUCUUACCCGCCCAAGCCAUUCAACUACGUUGAGAAACACAUGUGCUUAGAAUGGUUGCAGUUUAUUGACCAUCUCAAGGGUACAUCAUAA
Prorocentrum cordatum is the source of this 306-nucleotide messenger RNA. The record is from the annotation of a GenBank genome assembly. Lineage: Eukaryota; Dinophyceae; Prorocentrales; Prorocentraceae.